Uloborus diversus is the source of this 857-nucleotide messenger RNA. RefSeq lists its product as uncharacterized. Bases 1 to 801 code for a protein of 266 amino acids. The transcript is spliced from 5 exons. The record is from RefSeq and is a predicted model, not a curated record. Lineage: Eukaryota; Metazoa; Arthropoda; Arachnida; Araneae; Uloboridae.
AUGAUCCCUACUUUCAUUGGCUCAGGGAUAUCUACAGUUUCAGAUUCCAGGUCACUUCUCGGUUCUGGACCAACUAUUGAAACACUUUCUUAUACUAUAGUAGAAUUCAAACUAAAACCUGCUUUCAUUGGCUCAGGGAUAUCUACAGUUUCAGAUUCCACGUCACUUCUCUGUUCUGGACCAGCUGUAGAAGCACUUUCUUCUUGUACUAGAGAUCUGAUGAAUUUGCUAACCAUGAAUGUGGAAUCUAGUGAAAUAAUUGCAAAACUUAAUGAACAUUAUCCUCGAUGGAGUCCUCAGUACAAGAGCAAUUUACAAAAGGAAUUUAAUAUUGAAAAUCCAAAAGUUCUAAAUUAUAUUGAAGCUAGUCAUACGCAGUGCCGUCGACUUGUCCUCAAGCUAGCAAUAGAUCAAGCUUAUAAAUCAACAUAUAUGACUGAUCAAUACUCAAGUGAUGUGCAACAGAUUAUCGAGGAAUCUAGGAAAUAUAUAAAUGAAGUCAUUGCUGCCUUAGAAGAAAUUUCUGGAACAUCAGUUAUUGAAAAGUUAUUAAGUGGAGAAGAGAAGUUGAAUACUGCUAACUUAAGUCAUCAUCUGCUUUUAGAGUCUUUGGAACCAAAUAUGACAGAGUCUGAUUUGUUGCAAUUCUUAGAAGAUUUUGACAGAGAGGACUCAACGCAACAAACAAGUAGUCUGGCAUCUUGUUUACUUCCUUUUGGUGCUAUCUUAAGUGACGACUCUGAAUCGGAGGGUGAAUCUGAUAGCUGCUCUGGCACUUCCGGUACUGAUUCUGAAAGUUAAAGUUGUCUCUUGAUUGUGAUUUUUAUGUAUUUUAAAAAAAUAGAACUGUAAAUAAA